UCAUACAAGAGCCAUUUGACAGUAAACUUGGUUGCUGUUCAGUUCAGUUCAAAAUUUCAUAUAACUUGCCUGUGUUCAAUAAUAAUUGUGUGUGUUUUCUGGGAUAUUUAUUGUAAACAUAUACUUGGACAUAAAUAUUUCAAUUGAUUUUAGAUUGUAUAAUCUUGUUUGUUGAAAGUGAAUUAUCAAAAUGGCGACAUCUGCAUUUUCUAGAAAUUUUGAUUUGCUUAAAUAUUAUUGUUGUACAAUCUGCGAGAAAGAACGGUCUGUAGAAAUAGAUGCAGAUUUUUAUUGUAAAACAUGUCUUAAAUACUUCUGCAGAAGAUGUAUAAACUCCCACAGACAGCAUGGUUGGUUGUUUUUCAAAAAAUCUCCUUAUGGAAAGGAUAAAAUAAUGAAGUGGCCACUUUCUCAGAAGAUGGAGACUUCUCUUUUAAUAUGCAUCAUACACAAGUGUGAACAAAUAACAAUGUACUGCGCAGACCACAGUCAGCUGUGCUGCUGUAAAUGUGUUGAGCUUAAUCACAGACUAUGCGUACAAGUAACUCCAUUACCUCAGGCUGCCGGAGGGAAGUCAACCAACUUCAAGAACCUGUCUGUCAGCACGGAAAAUACUCUUUCACAACUGAAACAAUGUCAGACGUAUCAGGAGGACAGAAUCAAGUCUCUUAAGGUUUCAUACAAAGAACAUGAGAGGCUUAUUGUGGAUGGUGAUGCGCGUGUGAAUAUAGUAUCAUAUUUACGCGAAUGUGAAACCAGCACAGUUAAUACAACACAUAAAACAUAGCAAUACCCAAUCAGUGAAAUGCGUGAGGAAAUCAAAUAUUUAUUAGCAGAUUUUGAGAAAAGCACUAUUAAGGAGAAGAAAGAAGAGCUAAACCUGAAACAAGCUGCUCUCAAGGUUGUGAGAAACAGCUGCAUUAGACUUCACUAUGAAUUGUUCCAUCUCCAUGUAGCCAUACCGAAAGUACUGGGUAAAGAAAUCUCUUUUAUUGCCAGUAAAAAAUGUCUGGAAAAUAUACAACAGUCUAAUAUAUUUAUAAAAGAGAACUUUCCAAACCAUGUUUUCACUGUGAAUGGGAAGUCUGUGCACAAUGUAAAAAUGCCAAGUGAUUUACACA
Molecule: messenger RNA, 1121 nt
Organism: Dreissena polymorpha
Lineage: Eukaryota; Metazoa; Mollusca; Bivalvia; Myida; Dreissenidae
Exons: 2
Coding region: 191-787 (198 amino acids)
Molecular function (GO): zinc ion binding
Source: RefSeq, a predicted model, not a curated record